AUGUCCGGGCAACACAAUUACUCAGAUCCAUACGCGAGGGAUCAACAUUAUGGUCAUGCUCAAUCAACACCGUUCCAAGACAGCCGGUCCGCCGUUGGCCAGUCACCACAAGCUCCAUCUUUCCUCGCGCCAAACCAGAGCUCUGAGAAGAUUCUAGAUGGGGAUAGUUUCGGUGAACCUGUGCAACGCGCGCAUCCAGGUCGGCAGGGUCUACAGAGUACGACAAAAUCAUGGGCAGAAAUGGGCCCUCCGCCGCGCAGUACAGGUAUUCUUCGGAUGUGGAGGAAAGAUGAGCGUGGUCCACAGUGGUUCAGGGGGGGAGGAUUGAGGUCUGGUUUUCGCUUGUUCUUUUGUUGCUUGAUCAUCGCAUUGAUCACGAUCGUAAGCGUGGUGUUGGCGAUCGCUUUGUACGUCAGACCUCCAAAUGUGACCCUCGACAGCGUCACAUUAGGAUCUAACCCUGUAUCCUUGACGUCUACUGGGCUGAAUGUCACAUUCGAUUUGGGAAUCAGCGUCUCAAACCCUAACUGGUUCAAUGUCGACUUCAAGGAGAUCAAGGCGACAGCCAAGUACCCGGGCUACAGCUCGAUUCCCUUUGGAGGCGGCAUCCUCUACAAUGCCAAUUUCCGAGGAUACUCGGAUUCUACAUUUCAGUUUCCCUUGACAUUAAACUACACCACAGCUGCGGACCCCAACCGUGUGAUUCUCAAUGACCUUAUCAGCAAAUGUGGUGUUUCUGGAGGCGAAAAACAAGAUAUCACGAUUGACUAUGACCUGGACUUGAAGCUGCGGGUCGUUGGCAUUACCGUGGACCCAAGAAUCAGUAGUAGUGCCAGUUUUUUGUGUCCGAUCAGUGCGAGUGAUAUACAGAGUAUCAUCGGCAGCAGCAACUGA
This is a messenger RNA of Kockovaella imperatae, 894 nucleotides long. RefSeq lists its product as hypothetical. Lineage: Eukaryota; Fungi; Basidiomycota; Tremellomycetes; Tremellales; Cuniculitremaceae. The transcript has 7 exons. Bases 1 to 894 code for a protein of 297 amino acids. The record is from RefSeq and is a predicted model, not a curated record.